GGGGCACUUCAGGAGAUGGCACGUCGGCGCGAGGGAUGAAGGUUUUCAUUGAAGGAGCAGCGAGUUUGCUUUGGGCGCGGCUUUGAUUACACAACCGACACAACAACUUCAUCAGGUGUCAUGACGGCAAGGGGGCAUCAAAUACAACUGCAUCAACAACAACAAUGGACAUGGAGGCGGCGAUCAUGCAGGACGUAGUUGCUGCUGCUUUGCUUGAAGAGGAGGAAACACCGCUGGAGUUGGUACGAAUGUAUAAACGUCAGAUGGAAGACAUGUACGCGGUGCUGACUCAAGACUGCUGCAAUCUACCAGUGGAUCUGUUGGAGGAGGGAGAGGAAUUGUUUAUUGAAUGGGAGGAGGAGCUCCAUGAAAAUUUCCCUCUCCAACGCCUGGGCAGUACUGAAAGUGCACAAGUGAUAGCUGAGCUGCGCGACUGUACUGAUAUGUUUGGGAAAGUGAGAGGAAUCUUUGUUCAGCUUCGGGAGGGGCUUACGCGAAGUGAUGACUGGAAAGGGUGCCACGGCGGGGAGCUUGAGGAGGGGCAAGCGCCUUGUACCACGUUGCAGGACUGUUUUCAAGGAGCUGACGAUGCCUGCGUUUCAGUUACUUUCGCGGGUAAGGAUGGUGUACUUUGUCGUGUGGAGCUCGAGGAGGGGCGGGGUCCGUGCGGCGAUUUGGAGGAUCGAAGGUCUGAGGAGGAUGAAGAUUGCUUUCAGAGGGGAGGAGGGACUACUGCUAUGGCCAACAACAACAACAGCAACAACAACAACAACAACAACAAUAACAACAAUUACACUGGUGUUGAUGCUGCUCGGUGUGGAGAAGACGAGGAUAACAAAAUGGACAAAAAUAUUGAUGACGACAAUAACAACAACGACAAUGACAACAACAAUAACGGUAAUUACAAUGGAGAUACCGACAAUUACAACGGUGAUCAUGGUUCUCAGCGUGGAGAAGACGGCGAGAACAUGAUAGACAACGAGAUUGACAACGACAACACUAACAAGAACAACAGCAGCGAUGAGUAUAACGGAAUUUUCGAUAACGAAGCAGCUAAAAAUGAUACUCAUGGGGUCGUGAGUGUGAACGGUGGGUAUUUUCCCCACUUUCUUCCAGCGCCUCUUUCGUCUUCCUUUUUUGGGCUGAUUGGUUGGGUGCGACUGGGGAGGAUGGUAGGGAAGGGUUGUGAAUUCGAAGAUUAUGCAGGGAGGUUGGGAUGGGGUUGGAAGCGCGAAGGUGUGGGGUAGUGAAUGGGGGGAUAACGCUUACUAAAAUUGGGCUGCUGUGUAUCUGCAUGGUAGCAUAGCUAUGUUAUAAUGGCCUGCUUGAGGUAGC
Messenger RNA from Chara braunii, 1335 nucleotides. The record is from the annotation of a GenBank genome assembly. NCBI's taxonomy places the organism in Eukaryota, Viridiplantae, Streptophyta, Charophyceae, Charales, Characeae.